UACACAAACAACAUGGCUUCCUGAACAACUUGAUUAUUUCUUCCCUGUCUAUAUCUUGCUGAAACACUUGGCAGUAAUGGGUGCUGGUGCUGGUAAAUCUCCUGAAUAUGGAGUUCGUGUAAAUCCCAGGGUAGAUUAUGCGGAACGCCUUGGCAAAAAAGCUGGAAAGGACUUGAUCAUUGAUGCACCGGCCAUAAUUGACCUACAGCAUGGAACAAUCAGAUACCGAGAAAUUGAUGAAGGCAGGAAAGUGAAAAAGGCUGGACGCAUAGAGAGACCACAUGAAGGACCUGAAAGAGACAAGAAGCAUGGUUACUUUUACCAUUCAAGACUGACAGACUUCAGUGAAAAUGCUGAUGAAAAGAAAGAGGAAGAGUUCAAGUUCUACUAUGUCUUCCAGGGUCCAAACCGAACCAAACAAAAACAGCUUCAUUAUGUCUUUGGGCGUGGUAUGGGUGCCAUAGAUCCAGGCAUAGUCAGGAAAUCAGACAAACCGAGUGGGAAAGGUUAUGUGUGGCCAACCGCUUUCAGACAGCCAAACCAUAUCUACUAUGAUUUGCACUUCAUACCGCAGACAUCAGAACUUGAGCCUGAAGAUGAUGCUGAUGAUGUGAGAGAGGAUGUGACAGCUGAAAAAACAAUGCAUUACACGAUGAAACUGGACACAUCCGAUACAGCUGGUCAUGUCAAGGAAAGGCUGGCCGUCAGGCAGUUGAAGUCCGCCAUCAAUAUUCAUAUCAUACGGCGCGGAGCUGAACUGAUGGAUGAAGAAGUGAUUGGAGACCUUCGCAGUCCAAACCAAGAGCAAUGGCAGGCAUUCAAAGUGAAGCUGCUUCUGUCGUGAAGAAUGAUCGAACAGUGCAGACAGUUAUACAGUCUUUCUUUCUUGUUGAUAUUGAUAACUUGUGGUAGCUAGUCUCUUUUUGUCAGUGAUGGUACAAGUCAGUGAUUGCAACGAGUUUAGGCUUAUUUGCAGCUAGUCCAAAUGUCUCAUCAAACGACCAUCCGUCCGUUAACUUUGUUUACUUGCAUGUUACUGAUUCGUAUAAAUCUUUUCAUUAUAUCCUCUGUUAUUUUCAUGCAAAUGAGACUAUUAAUUAUCAUAUGUAAUCAUCAUUACAGUCUUGUAAUAUUUUUGAAUAAAAAACAGUAUUUGAUUAUUCGCAUAAAAUCAAAAAUAUAUGUCAUUUGAAAAUUUUAAGAUGACACUGACCAUAUAUGUUUGUGGGUAGAGUACUACAAUAAUGUAUUGAGUAUUACAACAAUGUAUUAUGUUAUGUGUUCCGUAUAGUGUAACAGCUGCUGGCCAGCUUCAAAUGUACAACUUUCUUUGUGGUAGUAUGUAGUAAACACUUGCCUGUUUGUGGUUUCCAAUGAUAAGGCAAGCUGAAGCCUGUAAUUUUCCAAAGAAACAUUGUGAUCAUGAAAACUGCUGUUCAGCUUCUUAAUGAGAUUCUUUGUAUAUCGAAGCUAUAAUGUUUAUUUUUGGAUCGAAGAGCCGUUUUACCAAUUUUCUCCUUUUUUUCUAAUAUUCCAGAGAAUAUUCCAGGUGUCAGUCUUUGGAAAGCUCAGGACGUUUUGAAACAAUAUUCAUGCACAUGUAUACGUAUAUAUGAAAUAAAAAAAUUAACGUAUUCAUACAGAAAAUAAUUGUGUGGACUGUUGGUGAAUGUCGAAUUUCAAUGAUUAAAAUAAGACACCUUCUGAGAGUCCAAAU
Lineus longissimus is the source of this 1717-nucleotide messenger RNA. RefSeq lists its product as uncharacterized. The record is from RefSeq and is a predicted model, not a curated record. Bases 77 to 844 code for a protein of 255 amino acids. NCBI's taxonomy places the organism in Eukaryota, Metazoa, Nemertea, Pilidiophora, Heteronemertea, Lineidae. The transcript has 6 exons.